UGUUCAACACAAGACAUCCUGUGUGUAACUUUAAAAAAUAAUGGUUGAAUUCGCCGCGGAAACUGUGAUUCACACGCUUUCAACGCUAGUUCCGUUGGCAUUCGCCUUUGCAUUCGCGUGGUUUUUGCUGUGAUAAGUUUUGUUGCACAUAAUCGCGUCCUUAUAGUUUUUUUUAUUUAAAAUUUAUAGAACGCAAGUUGAAAGUUUCGAUAUGUUACCCAAGAAGAGUAAUAUCCAACAAAACAAAAAUCAAUCGAAAAAGAAAGUUCGAUUUGACAUGGAUAAAAACCAGCUGCAUAAAUUAUUUUUUGUUGAAAAUUCACCGACUGCAGCUUACAAUGGCUCCAAAACGUCCAAGAAUUAUAGUGAAGUUCUAACUAACGCUGCGGAUGCUCAUCCCAAUUCGUCGGAUAGUUUUCGCUUAAGAACAACACCACAACGUUUUAAUAUGCGCUCAGAAGACUUCCCCGAUUUAUCACAUUCGCUUAAGAUCGCCGCUGAUAAAGAAAACCCACUAUUAUUAGAUAAGCCGAUUUUAUCAAUCGACAUCGAGGAAAAAGAAAGCUCAUCAAAUGAAAUGCCUGAAAUAAAUAAGCCAGGGAAAAAAGAAAUGUGUCUAACAUCAGUCAAAACAUUUGAUAAGCCGAUUUUAUCAGUCGAUACCAAGGAACAAGAAAGCUCAUCAAAUGAAAUACCUGAACAAGCAAAGCCAGCAAAAAGAUUCCUAGAUGAUCAAUUUGGUCUGUUUGCAUUAGCAUCAAUGAUAAGGAAUACCGAUCUUGAUGAAGCGAUGCCCAAAACAAAAUCUUCUAACGCUAAAAUGCCGUCAACAUUAGAUAAGCCGAUUUCAUCAGACGCUACCAAGGAAAAAGAAAGCUCAUCAAAUGAAAUGCCUGAACAGGCGAAGCCAGCAAAAAAAGUGCUAGAUGAUCAAUUUGGUCUGCUUGCAUUAGCAUCAAUGAUAACAAAUACCGACCCUGAUCAGACGAUGCUAUGCAAAGGCUUGGACCUUACACGCAUGGGUCUUGAUUUGAAUUGUCCUGGCAAUUUGCUAGACACCUUUCGUGGGGCCUUAGAUGAUAUUUACGGUGUUGAUGACACUCCAAUUUACCUCCCUAAAGAGUACAAAUUGUCUGGAGAUGUCAAAAACAAAUUAAAACCUUUAAAAUUUAAAAAUUUGCUAUUGCAUACUUUGUUUUAUAUAUUUUACACAAAUCCAUUGGAUCAAUAUCAAUUGCUUGCGGCUAAAGAAUUAUAUGAAAGACAAUGGCGUUUUCAUAAGGUAUUAAAGCUUUGGGCUCGCCGCUCGCUGGAUGUCCGUAGGUACUGUAUUGAGAAUACUAUGUUCACCGGCGAAUAUGACUUCUUUUCACCAGACACAUUUAAGAUAUACACACAGAUUACAACUAUUGACGAGAGUCAGUUUGCUAAGAAAUAUUGUUAA
This is a messenger RNA of Teleopsis dalmanni, 1444 nucleotides long. RefSeq names its product CCR4-NOT transcription complex subunit 2-like. The coding region runs from base 212 to 1444 and encodes 410 amino acids. Gene Ontology annotation, biological process: nuclear-transcribed mRNA poly(A) tail shortening; regulation of DNA-templated transcription. The transcript is spliced from 2 exons. The record is from RefSeq and is a predicted model, not a curated record. NCBI's taxonomy places the organism in Eukaryota, Metazoa, Arthropoda, Insecta, Diptera, Diopsidae. Gene Ontology annotation, cellular component: CCR4-NOT core complex; P-body.